This is a messenger RNA of Stylonychia lemnae, 1635 nucleotides long. The record is from the annotation of a GenBank genome assembly. Lineage: Eukaryota; Ciliophora; Spirotrichea; Sporadotrichida; Oxytrichidae.
AUGCUAGCUUGUACUUGGUGUCUUUUAGGACUUUCUGAUCAAUAUCUUCCACCUGAGUAAAGAGAGUCUUGGGUUUAUAUUUAAAAUUCUAAUGGUGAUUACGACUUUAAUGAAAAAAAUAGUCAGUAGAUAUACAUAUUUGCAGUUUAUUGGAUUUUGGAAACUCUGACAACUGUCGGUUAUGGAGAUUAUGUUGGUACUACUAGAAAUGAGUAUCUUUUUACUAUGGUUCUUGAGGAUUUGAUUGACGAAAAGCUUUCAUAACUAGACAUCUGGAUUAAAAAAAUAGAAAAAUCUAAUAAGCCUUAUUAUAUACCGCCAGAUUUGUACAGUGUUAUCAAGUAAUAUGUCUAAGAUGCUUUUUUGCAUGACUUCAAUCUGAUUAUUGAAGAAUUUCCAUAUUAUUACUAAAUCUCACCCAAAAUGUAAACUGAGCUCUGUACAACUAUAUUCAAAGAAUUUUAGCAAAGUUUUAGACUCUUUUUUGACUUUUGCGAAAGAGGGUUCAUUAAUGAGCUCAUUAUAAAUAUGUACUGCAGAAUAUAUUAGCCUGAAGCUACAAUUGUGCCUUAUGGUUCUAAAUUUAGUGAAAUAUAUUUUAUUAGGGAAGGAGGUGUAAGAAUGUUUAACAAAUUUAGAAUUCAAGAUUUUAUGUUUUUACCUCAAUAUCAGAUCUUUGGCGAUUAUCAAAUUCUUUAUGACCUUAAAUCAAAUAUAGUAUUUUAAACAGCUAAGAAUUACCCUGUUACCAGAUUUAUGUGUGUUAGUAAAAAAGUGCUUUUAAGACUUUGUAGUGAAUAUCCAAUUACAGGUGACAAUCUUAGAUAGAGAGGCCUUGAGAGAAGGAAGUUCUUUAUGGAUGCUAUGGAAAAACUAGACAAGCUUACACCUUUAAAAGCUCUAGGUAAAUCCUUAAAAGAAAAAUUCAAAAUAAAGUUGCAAUAGUAACUGGGCUUGCUGGGUCUAUAGGCCCCUGAAUCAUAAAAAAAUCUUAUUUAAUAGCUAGGAUAAAAUAGUUAAGAGCAGUUAUAGAAUAAGGAGAGUAUUGAAAAUGCUGAAACAGGAGAGGUUUAGUUUUAUACAGAUGAAGAACCGAAUAUUGAACAAGGGGAGAAAGAAACUGUGAAUAGUGUCAUUAAAAGAGUCAAUAAGAAAACAGAACUGAUAUUUUAAGCGAUGAAAAUCUCAUAGGAAAAAAUGGACCACAAUUAAAAAAUACUUAAACGGUAUCUAAUUGAUGGGUACAAGCCUGCUAUAGCUUUUGGCACGGGUCUUUAGUAUGUUUCCUAAGAAUUUCUAAAACUAGCAGAAAUGUAAUAACCUACAGAGGUGAAGGAGUAAAUAUCAGAGGCAUAAAUGAAUAAGUUAAGAGCUCUUUAAGCGUUUGCAAGUAGAGUAAAUAAAGCAAGAAUUGAGGCCGAGCUUGAGACUGAAAGACAAAAAUAAGAAGAAGAAAAAGACAAAGACAAAGACAAAGACAAAUAAAACUAAUAAGCAGCAAGUAUUUCCUAAAAGACUGAAGGAGAUGAUGAAGUUAUUGAUAAAGAGCUUAAAGCUCUAGAUAUAAAGGAUUAAGAGCUAAAACAGCUUAAUAAAGUAGAAUCUAGGAUAUUAAGCAUUAACAACUAAUAAUGA